AUGAUUCCUCGGUCCGUCUAUAUAAGAACUGCUUCCUCAUUGAGAUCGAAUCGCGCUGGGAUUCCCAAAACAACAACUGCCAGGGCGGUACAUACGAGGCCAUCAUUCCAUUUCAGACCUGUUCAAGAAAACUUUACUCGCUUUCCGAAAUACUCUGCAAGAAACAUGGCGACUGCGUCGACAAUCAAGCUGGAAGCUGCGCAGAAGCCAGCAUUCUACGUCCCAGAUAUCUCGGAAGAGAGCGCAAAAGUAGCCUCUCAACUCUUGCAAGAAAAUCACGAGAAACACCAUAUUUUCUUCAAUCAAGAAGGCUUUCAUAACCAUAUUGUUCAUCAUCUCCUCACUCUGUUCGCGCUGAAAGCAUCUCCAGCCGAAAUCCAGAAAGGUUAUGAUGACAACUUGUCGUAUCAGCGGCCCGUGGUUGCGCUUGAUCCGGCCAUUGUAGAAGACAUGCGUAAUCCUGAGCGAUUCAAGACAUACCUGGGCCGUGAGAGGUAUUAUAACGACUACCUGGUGUUCUUCAAAGAAGAGAUCAAGAAUAAGGGGUGGGAAGCUGUGGUUACCGAAUACGUCUUCAAGGGGGAUGAAAGGGCAGACGACAUGCUGGUUCGGAUGUUUGGCGGCUUCCUCCAUCCGAUCAUUCACCUGGGUUUCGGUGUAGAGUUCCAGCAACCGGCCAUCAUCGCAGAAUCGCUCGCCCAAGCAGCCGUUCACGACGACUGGAUGAAGGCUCUCUUCAUAGACACCGAGGAGGCCAUUAAAUCCAACGGCUCAGACCCGCAAAAGACCCCCAGUCUAGUCAGUCUGCUAGAGAAGAUGCGUGCCGACAAAACAUUGAGCAGCUCCGCGCACUGGAAAGACGGCAACAAAAUCCGCGAUGGAAUCCUCAAGCGCGCACCAAAAGAAAUGAUCCAAUAUGCCAGCCAAUACGUCAUCACUCCCGACCAGCUCGAAGAGAAAACGGCAGAAAUGAUAAACGCUACAGUAUACUACACCAGCACGGCCCAACACCCCCCUCACGUCCCCAAAUUCGACUUCUUCUACAUGCACAGCGUAAACAGCAGCAUCUUCUUCUCCGCCUUCCUAAACGCCCCAUUCCUCACUGCCACCCAAAAAACACGCUUGCUAGAAUGGAAAGUCCGCUGCGACCUCGCCAUGUACGUCUCCCGUGGCAGUCCGCCCCUGCUCCUCUCCGAUAUCGAGAAUUACACGCCCCCGAGGGGAGAUGAGAGCUGGAGUGAGGUAUUCGAGCGCGUGAAUCGAUUGCCGGAUGAUGGACAUACUUGUAAAUUGGUUAGAGCGCUGGCGAAUGGGGAGAAGGCGUGUAAGCCGUUUGAAGGGAAGCAGGGGUUUGCAAUUCAGGGCGAGUUGUGGAGGAAGAUUGCGGGGAUGGUGGUUGAUAGCGUACAGGUUGGUGGUGGGCAUUGGGUUAGGAGUUGUGGGUUUGAGGAGGCGUGGGCGGAUGUGCCUUUGAGAGAGGGGGCGAAAUUGUAG
This is a messenger RNA of Periconia digitata, 1494 nucleotides long. The record is from the annotation of a GenBank genome assembly. NCBI's taxonomy places the organism in Eukaryota, Fungi, Ascomycota, Dothideomycetes, Pleosporales, Periconiaceae.